This is a messenger RNA of Myripristis murdjan (pinecone soldierfish), 4409 nucleotides long. RefSeq names its product high-affinity choline transporter 1-like. Gene Ontology annotation, molecular function: choline:sodium symporter activity. The transcript has 9 exons. Gene Ontology annotation, biological process: choline transport; acetylcholine biosynthetic process; transmembrane transport. The record is from RefSeq and is a predicted model, not a curated record. The coding region runs from base 1173 to 2834 and encodes 553 amino acids. Gene Ontology annotation, cellular component: plasma membrane. NCBI's taxonomy places the organism in Eukaryota, Metazoa, Chordata, Actinopteri, Holocentriformes, Holocentridae.
UAUAUAUUACUAUGUUACUAUCAUACUAUAUUACUAUGAAAUAGACUGAAUUAGUAAUGAUUAGGCUAUAUUUUCUUCUAAUGGCCAUUCUUGCUGUAAUCUUAAACAUUCUUUACACAGCCAUUUUUUAUGCAGUAUACAUGCCCAUAUCUAAUUGAAUAACCAAGAGCGGGGACGCGCAGAGUCAGCCUCGUGAAGCAAGCAACAAGUGAUCGUGAUCAACAUUAUUGUAGGCUUAAAAGUUAAUGUAAUAGAUAAACCGACACUGACAGUGCUUUUCCUGGGGUUUUACUAAUUUCUUAUUUUUACUUUUCUUAUUAUUUUCACUAGAAAUGCCAAGAAAUAUGCUACGUUAAGGUGCGCCUCGAAAACUCCUACUUCCCAACUGGCAAUAUCAGUCGCGCAUUCAAAAGUGCUUUUGGCUGGAAAUAUUAAGAAAUCCAACCGAGUGGGCUACUAAAAGUUGUUUAAUCUGACUGAUGUUUUAUAUUGGAUAUCAAGCGAGACGUACAAAGUUGACAGUGCUAACAUAAAAAGGAAAUAACAGUAGACUGGCAUGUUGGCACUAUGCUUAAUUAUUAACUAAACGUUGUUACAUAAUAAAGCACCGUGGGCAUGAUUAAGCCCAUGGUGGCAUGAUGUGCAUGGUAUGAAAAUCCUACUUGCUCAGUUUUGGGUUGCUGUCGUUGUGCUCUCAUCUUAUAGGCCAAUUAAUGAUAUAAGAGUGCAAUGCAGGUGUGAACAGGUGGCUUCACGAUGCAAUGCACAGCUUUGACAUCUGACUGUGCUGGUGGCUGGUGAUGAAAAUGCAAAAACUCCUUCAGGCAUUUGGCGAGAGUUCAGGAUGAUUCAGCUGCAAAGCACCUCCCCCCUCUGCUUGAGCUCUGUAGACUGGACGUACCUGUCCUGACGACUUUCCCAUUCGAGAGAACAUGCACUGACGUUUGCAUCUCUGCUUGGGACAUCCUGGGACAAUCUUGUCAAAACUUACUCUUUGAAAGACUCGGUUCCGCUCAAGACUGACUCACCCUGGAAAACCAGCUGCGACUAUCAUCAUCAUCAUCAUCAUCAUCAUCAUCAUCAUCAUCAUCAUCAUCAUCACUACCAUUUGACAGAGAAGCAGCUCCAGCCAUCGCAUUAAGGCAGAGAGACAGGCAGUACUUCAGUACACCAUGAGCCUGAACGUCCCAGGACUGCUGGUGAUGGUGUUCUUCUACCUGCUGGUGCUGGGGACCGGCAUCUGGGCCUCGGUCAGGUCCAAGCGGGUGGAGGAGAAGAGCCAGGGAGGUGGGACAGAGAUGACUCUUCUAGGAAACCGUGGGAUCAGCUUAGUGGUGGGAAUCUUCACCAUGACAGCUACGUUUGUUGGAGGGGGCUUCAUCAUGGGUCUAACGGAGGCGGUGUACACUCCUACCAUGGGACUGACCUGGGCUGUCAUGCCAUUAACAGCAGCCCUGUCUUUUGUUAUUGGUGGACUUUUCUUCGCCAAGCCAAUGCGAGACAGAAAAUACAUAACAUUGAUGGACCCGUUCCAGAUCAAGUAUGGAAACAUCGUCAGUGGAGUCCUAUCUGUGGCACUGCUCAUAUCUGAAAUUAUCUGGGUGACUGGAACGCUUAUUGGCUUAGGUGCAUCCAUGAGUGUGGUUCUAGAUAUGUCCUACUCUGUUUGCAUCUGGAUCUCCGCUGCAGUGGCUAUUAUCUACACAUUACUGGGAGGCCUCUACUCUGUUGCGUACACAGACAUCAUACAGCUAAUUCUUAUAUUCAUCAGCUUGUGGCUGUGUGUCCCAUUCGUCCUGAUGAACCCUUCAUCAGAAAACAUCACCAAGACCGCUUUCAAUUUCACCUUCCAGGCCCCCUGGGUCGGUACAGUAGAUGCAGACAGAGCCUGGAGGUGGACUGAUAAUUUCUUACUGUUGGCUUUGGGUAACCUGGGUUAUCAAGACUUCCACCAGAGGACGCUGUCAGCCUCCUCCUCAGCCACAGCCAGGGUCACCUGCUUCGUAGCAGCCAGCAUCAUCUUCACCUUUGGAAUCCCCUCUGUGUUGAUUGGAGCAGUGGCAGCAUCAACAGACUGGAACUUGACCUCAUAUGGUUCCCCGUCUCCAUUUGAGCGUGGGGAGGCUGGUCUCGUCCUGCCCAUCGCCCUGCAACACCUCACCCCAAAUUACAUCUCCAUCAUUGGCAUUGGAGCCGUAGCUGCCGCUGUGAUGUCAUCAACAGACUCGGCCCUGUUGUCUGCUGCUUCCAUCUUCUCAAAUAACAUUUACAAGAACAUCUUGAGGACCAAGGCAUCAGAGAGGGAGCUCCAGUGGGUGAUCCGUGUCACCGUGGUGUUGGUGGGUGUGGCUGGCACAGCACUCACCUUCCUGGACAACAGCAUCAUGGUGUUCUGGAUCCUGGGCUCCGACAUAACCUACACCAUCAUUUUCCCUCAACUUAUCUGCGUCCUCUUCUUCAACUUCUCCAAUGGCUAUGGCUUUAUCAUGGGCUUUGUGGCUGGGACGCUGUUGAGAAUUUUGUGCGGAGAGCCAACAUUUGGGUUGCCUGUCGUCCUCCACUUCCCAGGGUGCACUUUGGAGGAUGGUGUUUAUGUCCAGCACGCUCCCAUCCGGACCAUCUGUAUGCUGACUGCCAUCUUCACCACUUUGUUGUUCUCCUACCUGGCAUCACUCCUCUUCAACAGCAGGCUGAUUCCUGAGAAGUGGGAUGUAUUCAAAGUGAAAACCCAACAACUACCACAGGACCUAAUUUUAAGUAAUGGCACCACCAGAGCAGACAAGGAUCAGGAAUCCAAAGUCCAGAAUGAGAGUUCAUUCAUGCUAGAUACAUGAUGUUGAAAACAAAUGAUCUGAAAGAGCAAUGUUUUGUAGGAUGCAACAUCAUAUUUAAAAUAAUUAAUCCCUAGUUUUAUUCUAAUGUUUGCUCUUUGUAAAAUAAAAAUUAUCUCCAGCUUCUUGGCCACACCCUGUGCAUGAGCUAAAACAAACUUACUGGGGUGUGAAGAGUUAUUUUGGAUUUUUUGAAAUGGGACAGUAUGAGGUUCUUAUCCAUAGUUAGUGUAUUGCGAACAGUGGAUGGCGGUCGGCACAGCCCCAGUUUGGAGAAGUCAGCAGAAGAACAUGGGCUUGAAGUCUAGCAAUGUACUGUUGAGGAUGGGGGCAGAAGCCGAACAUGUUUUAGCCACCCAAAUUAAAGACACACCCAAAAAGAAACUGUAUCAGUGUAAGUGUAUGCUAUAUUUAGAAUAUUUUCACUGCUCUACUUUGCCAUCAGACAGCCCUUCUGCUUCCUCUUCCUGCUGGCUUCUCCCAACUGGGUGUGUGCCAACUACCAUGUACUGUUGGCUUCUCUGGGACCGGGCCAGAUCUCAGUGGUAGCGACCCAGUAGACCACCAGGCACACACACACACACACAACCCACCCCCCUGCCUGGCCCUGGUCUCCUUGUUCUGAUCAAUGUGCCUGUAUUACUGUUAGGAUGAUCUAUAGGGAUGUCUUGAAUCACUACAUGUCUUGCCCCUCACCUUGGGCCUCUCUGCCUUGGGUGACCUUACCCAGAACAACAAGGUCCAGACGGCACAGCUCCCAGGAUCACAGGUGCAAACACUAUGAUAAGGCUGAAAGUCCAGGAGGGGUGAGCACAAGUCUAAUAUUCCUAUACUUAAUAAGUGCUGUGCCACUCGUCUUCAUGAUAACUAAAGCAGAUGUUGAACUUCUGUUAAAGUUUGCAUACCACAAACUUCUUUUAAAAUUAUAUAUGAAUAAAAACUGUUAAUUUCACCCUUGUUUGCCCCAAACGACUAUAAAUGGAGAGAUCUCUGUCUGUAUGUGUAUUUGUGGCUCUGUUAUUUCCACGACUGUUCAUCACACUGCCUACAAACUUGACAGGUGUUUUGCUGUGGACCCUUUGGAGUGCAGUGUGGAGUAUGAGUAUUUAUGUGCAAAAGCUGCAAAUCAGUUUUAUAAUGUUAUACUGAGCACGAUGUUGAUGAACCGUGAAAGGCAGGACUCAAAUGCAAGGACACUGGAGCAGCUGGACAGUCUACAGUGCACACAUACUUGCAGCUUUACACAAAACAUGCCAAUAUAUUUCUGUGCUGUCACCCACAGGUUAUUAUCAGAAUGGAGCAGUACACCAUUACCCCAGACUAAUAUUAUCGGAGCAGAGAACCAAACUCAGUGUACAGAUUCACCCCGAAGCACCGUUAAACAUCUUUUCAAGUGUUGCUGAAUAAACCUAAAACAAUAGUUACUCUAUUUACAAUGGUGGUCCAGCACCCAAUCGUUACUUUUUUGUAUUUCCUCAGUCAGGCACAUGAUGCUUCAGUGCAUCAUGUGCCUGAACGUCCCGGGACAGCUGUUGAUGGUGCUCUUCCACCUGCUUGUUUUUGUGUUUUACAUGUGCC